Messenger RNA from Chara braunii, 4169 nucleotides. Lineage: Eukaryota; Viridiplantae; Streptophyta; Charophyceae; Charales; Characeae. The record is from the annotation of a GenBank genome assembly.
GUGGGCAGGCGGAGGAGGCAGGGAGAUGACCGGGUGGAAGAAGAAGAAGAAGAAGAAGAAGAAGAAGAAGAAGAAGAAGAAGAAGAAGAAGAAGAAGAAGAAGAAGACGACGAAGAAGAAGAGGAAUGGAUGAGUGAAUGAGGUGGACAAUAUGGAGGAGGAGGAGAUGGAGGAGGAGGACAUGGAGCAAGGUGUGCUGUGGGCGGGAGGAGAUGGAGGAGACGGAGGACGAGAUGGAGGAGGAGGAGGAGAUGGAGGACAUGGGGGAGGACAUGGAGGAGAUGGAGGAGACGGAGGGGGAGUAGAUGGAAGAGAGAUAUGAAGGAGGUGGAUGAAGGAGAAUAUGGAGGAGGAAGACAUGAAGGAGGUGUACAAGAUAGAAGACGAGGAGGCGAUGGAGGAGAUGGGCGAGGACGUGGAGGAGAUGGAGGAUAUGGAGUGGGAGGAGAUGGAGGAGGAUAUGGAGCAAGAGGAGGAGAUGGAGAACAUGAACGAGGAGGAGAAUAUGGAGGAGGAGGGGAUGGGGCAAGAUAUGGAGAAGGUGGAUGGAGGAGAACAUGGAGGAGGAAGACAUGAAGGGGGUGGACGGGAUAGAGGACGAGGAGGCGAUCGAGGAGAUGCACGAGGACGUGGAGGAGAUGGAGGAUAUGGAAUGGAAGGAGAUGGAGGAGGAGGAUAUGGAGCAAGAGGAGGAGAUGGAGAACAUGGACGAGGAGGAGAAUAUGGAGGAGGAGGGGAUGGAGCAAGGUAUGUUGUAGUAGGAGGAGAUGGAGGAGUGGAGGUGGAGGAGAUGGAGGAGAUGGAGGAGAUGGCAGAGAUGGAGGAAAUGGAGGAGGAGGAGGACAUGGAGGACAUGAAGGAGGGCAUGGAGGAUGAGGAGAUGGAGGAGAUGGAGAUGGAGGAGAUGGAGGAGAUGGAGGAGAUGGAGGACAUGGAGGAGGAGGAGGAGGAGAUGAAGGACAUGGAGGAGGGCAUGGAGGAGGAGGAGAUGGAGGAGAUGGAGGAGAUGAAGGAGUACAUGGAGGACAAAGAGACGGAGGAGGCCUUGGAGUACAUCGUGGAAGAUGUUGAGAAGAUGGACUUCGUGAGGGUGUUCACGGGUUUGAGGUCCAGAGCAGUGGAGCACUUCACGAAACCAAAGGCACACUGCCCCCGACGGAAUGGGGAGAUUUUGUAUAGACUACAAGGGGCUGGUGCUUUGUUGAGGGAUGCAUUGUCACUCAGACUGGCUGCUGAGCACGCAGAUAGGAUGGAUGGAGAGCUUGCCGCCGAGGACCUGCGUGAGUUGGACGAGCCAUGUGACCCGGUGCCGUAUCGUGCAGGAGGAGUUGGAGACGAUGAUCGUGGUGAGGGUGGUACACAGCAGGGGCAGGAUGCCGGGACUAUGAGAGAUGAGUUGUGGGGCGGUGAAGGUGCAGGAGAUGGUGGAGGGGAUGGAGGGGAAGCUUGGGUUACUGGCACGACGACCACCACCUCCACACAGGUGGUGCCGAGGUCCUGGAGGAGACAGACGACCCUAGAUGUUCAUCUAGGGAGCAAGGUCCAACAUGAUUUUGAUCGUCUGUUAGCCUUUGCUAUCUAUCGAGGUGGAGUGCCCUUCAACUGGUUGCGGUUGAAGGAGACGCAAGACUAUUGGAACUACAUAGUCACACUCCUGCGUCCUUCGAUCGUGCCGGUGCCACGACUGCUGACAUACGAGGGAGUCUGCACGAGGAUGAUGGACAUCGUUUUCCACGAGGUAGCAGCCCUCAUUGCACCUAAAAAGGCAAAGUGGGCUACCACAGGAUGCACACUGCUGAUAGAAGGGGCUACCGACACGACCAACAAGCCCAUCAUGAACUUCAUAACCGCAGGACAGUCCGGACCCAUCCUCAUCCGGACCAUCGACAUGUCGCAUCGGGAGAAGACGGGAGUCGGUCUAGCAGAGAUUUGGGAGGGAGUCAUCAGAGAUGACAUUGGCAUUGACGAUGUGAAUGUCAUCUGCACCGACAACGCAGAAGUGAUGAAGUGCUUGUUGUUGAGGGACAUUGCGGCGCAGCCUUGGGCGCCCACUGUCAUGCGGAAGGCGCACAAGUUCCUCAGGGACAUGGACAGGGAUGGGUCAUCACCCACAGGAUUGUGGGAUUUGGAGAGCAUAUUGCGGGGGAGGGUCAAGGCUCUUGGACUGACGGAGGAUGAAAGAAGGGCGGUCAUGGAUAUUAUAUCCGACAGAUGCAGGAUGAUGCGUCAGCCUGCCCAUGCGGCUGCGUAUCUGUUGGAUCCUCGCCGUCGUGAUAUCUCUUUGCUGGCGGACCGCAGAAGUUCCCUCGUGCAGAGCGCGCUAAACCACUUGGCUCGCUUUCAGGGUGCUUGUUGGGAGUCUGAUUCUGUGCAUAAGCUUUGGCAGGCAUUGUGGACUUUCCAUUGCGAUGACCCUCACUAUUGGCCGAAGAGUGGAGCGCACUGGUGGGACGAGUUUGCGGUGAAGGACGCGGCGGAGGGGGGGAUGCAUGCAGCGAUGUGGUGGGAACUUUCACGGUGGCCAGCAGCCGAGACUGCAGAUGAUUGUGAAGAAGGUUUUGGGAGGAACAGGAGGAAGGAGGGGCGUAAUCGAUUUGGGAAGGGGAAGGCACCGAUGGUGGAUGAGGAUGAGGAUGAGGAGGGUGAUGAGCCCCUUUGGCAGGAUACGGUGUGGAUGCACAGAGAGAUGAUGGAGGCGCAGCAGGAGCAGAGAGACGUCGGCCGUACGUUGCCUGAGGACCAACAUGACUUAUUGGACGCGUGGGGUGGAGCGGACCCUCAUACCGAUUUCGACGCCUGCAUCGGGCAGAAUGUGGAUACCGUGAGGAGUCUACGGGGGAGGGUUGGGUGUCAGAUAGAUUUGGAGGAGCUUCUGACCAGGGAUAGAGAGGCAUGCGGCACAAAGGUGGGGCAAGAGGAGGAGAGAAGUCAGCACGUUCCACAUUCGUCGACUGCCGGAGAGGGAGGUCAUACUGGGGGUGUUUCAGUAAAUGCACGUACGCCGGCUCCUGCAGCAACCCAUCACGCUGCUGAGAGGAUUCUGCGAGGGGCAGAGGAGGAGAUGAUUGGGAGGGAGGGUCAUCAUGCGGAUGACAGGCCGGAGGACACACACCAGGUGCGCCAGGUCGCCGAGCAGGUUACACAUCGAGGCGGCGGUUCACAGAGCAUCACUCAGUCAGUUGUCCCGAGGGUCAUGCUACGUGGUGGGGAUGGUGAUGGACAGGUGGCGGCCGGAGGUGGAGACCAGGGUGGAGCAGAGGGUAGAUGGGAUGGUGCAGGACAGGGCGAAGAAGAGGGCCUCCACAGGAUUGAACAUCAGAGAGAGCGGAGGGAUGGACACAACUUUGAGGUUCAGGUGGACGUUACCAUGGACGAGAGCGUAGUUCGACGGACGGAGGAUGGGGGCAGUGAGAGGAGGGGUGUGGCAUUUAUACGCGAGAGUAUGAUCCAGAGUGAGGAUGCUCAAGUUGCUACAGAGGGGGGGGGGAGAGGGAGAGUGAUGUUAGAUUGUCGACAACCUCAUUCUAUGGGAUUCUGCUCAUGCCCACAUAUGCCACCCCAUCACCCGAUGCAGCAAGAGUUCAUCUUCUCAGCAGAUCGACGACAAUUGGACGACAUGGUGGUGACACUUCAAGUUCAUCUCCCGCAGUGUUCCCUGGCAGUGCCCUACACCACCCCCCAUCGGAAGAGGAACAGGGAGGAUGGCGGAGGCGCAUUACCACCUCCUCCACGACCGCAGGGUGGCACAGGCAGACCUCGUGGUCGCCCGCGAGGCUCAGGGUCAGGCAAGGGUCAAGGCAGGGGUCGAGAUUCAUGGGCGAUGAGUGCAUUGGGGGCAGACGACGCAGGUGAGGACGAUGUUGGGCAGCGUACCACUGCAUGCACUGAUUUGACGGUGGGUGUUCGCACGAGGUCUCAGGCCUCGAGUGGAGUUCGCAGUACGAAAUCCACUCAUAUCAUUGACGACGAUUCAGAUGCCGCCUCAAGUGAUGGCCUUUCUGGUAGUGACUGCGUGGAUGAGAGGGAUAGUGAGACUCGUGCCCGGGGAGAGGACGAGAGUGGUCCUUACGAUAGCUCAGAUGGCAUUGGGCAUGAGGACGACUAGAGGGAUGUUCACUACUGCGCUAAGGGAUGUGUUCUGUCAUCGGUGGUUGUAGCAUGGAGGAACU